GCCAAAUGAAGACCAAUGUACUACAUCAGUAUUACUUGUGGUCGAACUUGUCUACCUGUUUUAGGAAGAAUUGGGACUUUUGAUACUCAGUCUGUAAGAAGGAUUCCUUUUAGAACUUUUUCAGAAACACCAGCAUACUUUGCUUCAAAAGAUGGCGCGAGCAAGGAUGGUUCUGGCGAUGGCAAUAAGAAAUCUGUCAGCGAGGGAGGCAGUAAAAAGUCAAGUUCUGGAAACUCAGGGAAAGGAGGAAACCAGCUGCGGUGUCCCAAGUGUGGUGACCUGUGCACACAUGUAGAAACUUUUGUGUCUUCCACCCGCUUUGUGAAGUGUGAAAAAUGUCACCAUUUUUUUGUUGUGCUGUCAGAGGCAGACUCAAAGAAGAGCAUUAUUAAAGAGCCCGAAUCAGCAGCAGAAGCUGUAAAAUUGGCAUUCCAACAAAAGCCUCCUCCUCCGCCAAAAAAAAUAUACAACUACCUCGACAAGUAUGUUGUUGGUCAAUCUUUUGCCAAGAAGGUGCUGUCAGUUGCUGUGUACAAUCAUUACAAAAGAAUAUACAACAAUAUCCCGGCUAAUUUGAGACAGCAAGCUGAAGUUGAAAAGCAAACGUCUUUAACACCUAGAGAAUUAGAAAUAAGAAGACGGGAGGAUGAGUACAGAUUUACAAAACUUCUGCAGAUUGCUGGAAUAAGUCCCCAUGGCAAUGCUUUGGGAGCAUCAAUGCAGCAACAAGUGAACCAGCAGAUGCCUCAGGAGAAACGAGGAGGCGAAGUACUAGAUUCAAACCACGAUGAUAUCAAGCUUGAAAAAAGUAAUAUUUUGCUGCUUGGACCAACUGGGUCAGGUAAAACGCUGUUGGCUCAAACUCUAGCUAAAUGCCUUGAUGUACCUUUUGCUAUCUGUGACUGUACUACCUUAACUCAAGCUGGUUACGUAGGUGAAGAUAUUGAAUCUGUUAUUGCAAAACUACUGCAAGAUGCCAACUACAAUGUAGAAAAAGCUCAACAAGGAAUUGUUUUUCUGGAUGAAGUAGAUAAGAUUGGCAGUGUGCCAGGCAUUCAUCAGUUGCGGGACGUAGGAGGAGAAGGCGUCCAACAAGGCUUGUUAAAGUUACUAGAAGGUACAAUAGUAAAUGUUCCAGAAAAAAAUUCCCGUAAACUGCGUGGAGAGACGGUGCAGGUUGAUACAACAAAUGUCCUCUUUGUAGCUUCUGGUGCCUUUAAUGGUCUUGACAGAAUCAUCAGCAGGAGGAAAAAUGAAAAGUAUCUUGGUUUUGGCACGCCAUCUAAUUUGGGGAAAGGCAGAAGGGCUGCUGCAGCAGCUGACCUCGCUAACAUAAGUGGGGAGUCCAAUACACAACAAGAUAUUGAAGAAAAAGAUCGCUUGUUGCGGCAUGUGGAAGCCAGAGAUCUCAUUGAAUUUGGCAUGAUUCCAGAAUUUGUGGGACGUUUACCUGUGGUGGUUCCCUUGCAUAGUCUGGAUGAGAAAACACUUGUACGGAUUCUUACUGAGCCACGAAAUGCUGUGAUUCCUCAAUACCAGGCAUUAUUCAGCAUGGAUAAGUGUGAAUUGACUGUUACUGAGGAUGCAUUGAAGGCUAUAGCCAGACUGGCGCUAGACAGAAAGACUGGGGCAAGAGGUCUUAGAUCUAUCAUGGAAAAGUUGUUGCUGGAGCCCAUGUUUGAAGUACCCAAUUCUGACAUUAUAUGUGUGGAAGUUGACAAAGAAGUUGUGGAAGGCAAAAAAGAACCAGGAUACAUUAGGGCUCCAACUAAAGAUUCAUCUGAAGAGGAGUAUGACUCAGGAGUUGAAGAAGAAGGCUGGCCUCGUCAAGCAGAUGCUGCAAACAAUUAAAUAGUGUCAGUGUUCUCCUGCAUAUUGUGUGCUUGGUCAUUUUUAAGAUCAUUAUCUGGCAUUCUAGUCUGAUAAUAAAAGCGUUGGAACUAUCCUGGAUAUAUAAUACAUGGUCAAAAAACUUGGAUUUUUAAAAAAUCAGAUCAUGUAUUUUAUUGUAACAUCACAUUGAUUUAUUCAGAGGACAUUAUUUGGACUUUAAUAGCAUAAUGUUCAAAUAUAAAUUGUACAUUAUGUUCAGUUUUUAAAUGUGCUUUAACAAAAAUUCUAGAAUACAAUAAAGAUGUUACUUAAAAAAUGCAGGUGUCACCAAUCGUUAAAUUGUACAAUAAUGUUACUCUAUAAAUGGGCAAACAAGUUUAAUAUAAAAUAGAGGAUAACAAAACUAUUAAUUUUGCAUAUAUUUCACUCACGUGGGUUAAGUUCAUUCACUGUAAAUGCCAGUGUUAGGUUUAUGUCCAUUUGGAACCCAAAUGGAUGCUGGAGAGACUUGUUACAUUGUCAUGAAAAAUUCCCCAGAAACUGGAUUUUGAGAAAAAAAUACACAUGUUAUGCAACUAGGCUAAAAUGUAACACUAAAUUGUUAUAAUAAUUGGCUGCAAUACCAUGUCAUAUUAUUUACUUACCUUAGCAUCACAUGUAGGUUUUAAUGGACCUUUCAAAUACUGAGAGCAAGUGGAACUAGAAGUCUGAAUUUCUUUUGGAAGGAAACAAUUUACAGGAAGUAGUAGACCAUGGAUUCAGAUAUUACAAUGUUGGCCUAAAAAUUUAAAUAUUAAUGUUCUAUAUAGUACAUUUUGUUUGAAGUAUUGGAACUAUCAUGCAUCAGUUUUUUGGUGCCAGAUAUUUGCCCACCUAUCUUAUAACAUUAAGAGAGAAAAAAAAAGUGAAUGUAUAGUAUUUUUGAUGUAAUCAAUAGUGACUGUUCACAUGACAGUGCUUUUUUAAGUUAUAUGCUUAAAUGCUGGUGUUGCUUCUUGUGUUCUUUGUCGCUUGGUUUUAGAGUUUCAGCAAAGCAAAAAAGCCCUAACUUUGUUUUACACUCUAAUUAACUUGUUCCUUUAGGAAAGUAUUUGUAAAGCACUAAAGGACUUGUAUGUUUUUGAUUAUUUCAGAAAUUAAAAUAUAUGACAACUA
Messenger RNA from Pelodiscus sinensis (Chinese soft-shelled turtle), 2988 nucleotides. The record is from RefSeq and is a predicted model, not a curated record. Lineage: Eukaryota; Metazoa; Chordata; Testudines; Trionychidae.